AUGGCGCUCUCCAAACACGUUAACACCGACAAGCUUAUCCGAGAUUCUAGGGACAAGAAAAGUCCAAAGGAAAAGGCUCAUCAUACAGCUACAGCUCACCAAGAAGCUACCUAUUCAUAUGGUGACAGAUAUGUUACCAACCCAGUUCCCAAGUACAACAUUGCGUCCAAGGGUAUCAGUGCAGACGCAGCCUACAGGCUCAUACAUGACGAGCUUGCCCUAGAUGGAUCCACAGUUCUGAAUUUAGCAUCAUUCGUUCACACCUGGAUGCCUCCUCAGGGCGAGCAACUUGUCCAUGAGAACAUUGCCAAAAAUUUGAUAGAUAGCGACGAAUAUCCAGCUACCCAGAUUAUUCACACUCGAUGUGUGUCGAUUUUGGCCGACUUAUGGCACGCUCCUUCGGCGAAGCAAGCUGUUGGGACAGCCACAACCGGUUCAUCUGAGGCUAUUCAACUCGGCGGACUUGCUAUGAAGAAGAUGUGGCAAGCCAGGAUGAAGGCGGCUGGGAAGAACAUCCACGAACCAGGUCCCAACAUUGUGAUGGGUGCUAAUGCCCAAGUCGCUCUCGAAAAGUUUGCUCGUUAUUUCGACGUCGAGUGCAGGCUGGUUCCCGUUUCUGUCGAAAGUAAAUAUCGACUCGACCCUAAGAAAGCUAUGGAUUUUGUGGAUGAAAAUACAAUUGGUAUUUUCAUAAUUUUAGGGAGUACAUACACUGGCCAUUACGAGCCAGUGAAGGAAAUGUCUGAUCUUUUGGACGAAUACGAAAAGAGGACAGGGAUCUAUGUACCCAUACACGUUGAUGGUGCUUCUGGAGGCUUUGUUGCACCUUUUGUUCAUCCCAAGAUGGUCUGGGACUUCAAGCUUCCGCGCGUAGUAUCGAUCAACACUUCAGGCCACAAGUUCGGCCUCAGCUAUGUCGGCGUCGGCUGGGUCGUCUGGCGGGACAAGGCUCACCUUCCUAAAGACCUUAUAUUUGAGCUUCACUAUCUCGGUUCAGUGGAGUAUUCAUUUUCGCUAAAUUUCUCGCGACCAGCUGCCCCGAUCCUUGCUCAAUAUUUCAACCUCGUCCAUCUUGGGUUCGAAGGAUACCGAUCUGUAGGACUUGCUGAUAUGAAGAAUGCUAGAGAAUUAAGCCGCGCUCUGGAGAAGACCGGAUAUUACACUGUCCUCAGUGACAUACAUCGAGCUGUUGGUGCAAAGGACCCUCAUGGAAUUGACGACGCUGACAUCGAGGCAUACGAACCAGGCUUGCCAGUGGUUGCUUUUAGAUUCUCUGACAAUUUCAAAGAAAAGCAUCCCGAAAUUCAGCAGAAAUGGAUUCAGACCCUUCUGAGAGCCAAGGGCUGGAUUGUUCCAAACUAUGAGUUACCUCCUUCGCUUGAGCAAAUCGAAAUUCUUCGUGUGGUCGUUCGAGAAAACGUUACCGAAGUUUUAAUUGACAAACUUAUUGAUGACAUUGUUGAAAUCACAGAGCAACUGGCAGACUCCUCGUCAUCGAUGCACAGUUUGAAUACCCUUGGUCACAUUCAAAAGCCAAAGAAGCAUGAACAUCCCGAGAGCAACCUAAAAGAAGGAGAGGGUAGCGAUUACAGUGGAACCUAUGCUCGUCCUUGCUAA
Messenger RNA from Psilocybe cubensis, 1617 nucleotides. RefSeq lists its product as uncharacterized. The coding region runs from base 1 to 1617 and encodes 538 amino acids. Gene Ontology annotation, cellular component: cytosol. Gene Ontology annotation, biological process: L-glutamate catabolic process. NCBI's taxonomy places the organism in Eukaryota, Fungi, Basidiomycota, Agaricomycetes, Agaricales, Agrocybaceae. The transcript is spliced from 17 exons. Gene Ontology annotation, molecular function: glutamate decarboxylase activity; pyridoxal phosphate binding. The record is from RefSeq and is a predicted model, not a curated record.